Molecule: messenger RNA, 774 nt
Organism: Pollicipes pollicipes
Lineage: Eukaryota; Metazoa; Arthropoda; Thecostraca; Pollicipedomorpha; Pollicipedidae
Product: hrp65 protein-like
Exons: 3
Coding region: 1-774 (257 amino acids)
Source: RefSeq, a predicted model, not a curated record
AUGCCCGGCUCGUUCGAGAUGGAGUACGGCAACCGCUGGAAGCAGCUGUACGAGAUGGAGAAGCAGCGCCGCGAGCAGCUGGAGCAGGAGAUCAAGAAGGAGAUGGACAAGCUGCGCGACGAGAUGGAGUUCGCGCGCCGCGAGCACGAGACGGAGAUGCUGCUCGAGCAGCUGCGGCGGCGCGAGAUGGAGCAGGAGCGCUCCAAGGGCGACUUGGACGUGCGUCAGCAGCAACGUGAGGAGGAGCGCCGUCGCCUCCAGGAGGAAAUGCAGCGCUGCCGGGAGACCUUGCGGUCGCGUAUGCGCCAGUCGGAGGAGGAUGUGAAGCAACGCCAGCAGGAGAACCAACUGUUCAUGCAGGCCGACGAGCUGAGCAGUCUGCUCGACCAGCAGGAGCAGGCGAUCUGGGAUGACGGCAGCGCGGCGCCGCCGGCCGUGCUGGAUACCGGCUACGGUGAUAUUUGGGGCGGCCAAGACGCCGGCUUCAGCCGGCACGGCGUGCCACCUCCGGGCAUGGGCGGUCACGGGGGUCGUGGUGGACGCGGCGCGGCACAGGUGGCCGGCAUGGACAUGCUGCCCGUGCUGGACGCCGUGUACUGGUAUAGCGUCACGCCUAUGGACGACGUGAGCACCGGAGGAGGCAGCGGGCGAUCCCCCGAGGAAGAAGAGGGGGUCUACAUGGGAGAGGAAAGAGAGGGCACUCCCGCCGAAGAGCCCAGCAGCAGUCGCCGGCUGGUCAGACCACGCGUCUGCGACUUGUGCGACGAGCGUUGA